Protopolystoma xenopodis is the source of this 1065-nucleotide messenger RNA. Lineage: Eukaryota; Metazoa; Platyhelminthes; Monogenea; Polystomatidea; Polystomatidae. The record is from the annotation of a GenBank genome assembly.
AUGGCCACUUCCUUCGUGCACACAGUCGACGCUACAGCUUCGGGCCCCAGACCGGGCUUACUCGACACCGAAGUUGUCAAGCCAACUGGUCAGCAUUGGUUGCUUCAAUUUCCUUGCCGGCUUCCUUCUCUAGUGGUUUCUCCUCCUGCCCCUCCUCCAUCUCAGCCCCAGUCAGCCCCGGUGUAUUUUCCCCUUAGGUCAUCUCUGUCAUCCGUCAAUUUUGUCCCAUCCCAGUCUUCAGCUCCCCCUACCUUCGUCACCUCGAUUCCCACAACCACCACAACGAUUGCUUCUUCCACCUCUUCAGCGCUCAAUUCGCCGACGCCAGUACCACUGCCUCCGCCCCCGAUGUGCUCCCGGUCUGGCAGUCACCAGCGUCGCUUAACUUCUGUCCGACAUUCGUCUUUCAACCCGUCGAGGGCGCUUCAGGGCGGUUUUGCUAAGACAACCUCCUACGAAAUCGUGAGUACUCCCGCCGAACCAUCGCCGACGUCCCCGUCACCGAGUGAAUCCUCGUCGAAUAGAGACUCCUCUCUGUUUUAUUCCGGCAAUGACUGUGUGAGCGAGACGAUAGAUGACCCAUUUUCACAAGAUUUGAAAGCCUAUGGCGUUCAGGAAUGCUCUAACCGAUUUUGGACUCAGUAUCCCUCUAGUUUAGCCUCUUUUCCUUCUGUCUGUCCCUCCACCUCUUCUGCCACUUCUUUAUCCUUCCGUUCCCAUGCUUUACGGUGUUUGGACUCCAAAUGCUCACCUUCGGACCAAUACAGUCGCCAGCCCCUUCAGGAGUACUCUUGUCCCACACGGCUGUCCAAUCGUUGGCCACCUUAUUGGCCCGUAUCCGGUCUUUCCAAUAGUCCCGAUGAUCCUGCUUCCACCUUUGGUCUGUACCACCAACAGCUGCCGGAAGCCAAGGUGCAAUCCUGCUACUUGCCUGGCCAGGGCAGCUUUGGUUGUGUAGACCAGGCGGGUGUCGCCUCUUCCGUCGCUAUGUCAUUGUCUCUGAACCCGGUAACUACCCCUCCACAGGCUGCCUGGACUGAUGCGGCUUGUUCGGUAAGAGCUUGA